ACUCCAUAAUAAUCGGGAUCGUCAUUCUUGAUUAUUUUAACCCUAAUUGUAUUUAUAAUACAUUAUUAUAAAGAAGCUUUUGGUAAUGGUUGUUGACCAGUGUUUUCUCCAGCCAAUUAUAUUUCUCCAAUUGUGCUUGUAACAAAACCCACACUCAACGGUGUGUGUGUGUGUGGGUCAUCACUAAUCAGUUAAUAAAGAAAGAAACAAAGUAUGGGGUUGAUAUCAAACAGAGUUGAGAAGAGUGAAAUUAAAGCUGGCGAUCAUAUCUAUACAUAUAGAGCUGUUUUUGCUUACUCUCACCAUGGUAUCUAUGUUGGAGGUAAUAAAGUGGUCCAUUUUACCCAUUUCACCCCUGAUCGGGAGACAAGUUCGAGCACUGGAGCCACUCUUGGUUCUAAUGAUGAAAUGUCCAAAAUGCCAUCCUCGUGUUCUACAUACCCAGACUGUGGUUUUAGACAGCCUAAAAGCGGAGUGGUACUCUCUUGUUUAGAUUGUUUUCUAAAAAAUGGGACUCUAUAUAAUUUUGAAUAUGGUGUAACCCCAACCGUGUUCCUUGCUAAAGUACGAGGGGGAACUUGCACCACCGCCAUGUCAGAUGGUUCUGACACAGUCAUCCAUCGAGCCAUGUACUUGCUUCAGAAUGGAUUUGGGAACUAUGAUGUGUUUCAACGCAACUGUGAGGAUUUUGCUUUGUACUGCAAGACUGGAAUAUUGACAAUUGAGAACUUGGGGAUUGGAACAAGUGGGCAAGCUUCUUCUCUUCUUGGCGCACCAUUGGCGGCUCUUCUCUCUUCCCCUUUUAAGUUUUUGAUCCCGAGCCCAGUUGGUGUUGCUACGGUCACAGCAGGAAUGUAUUGCAUGAGCAGAUAUGCUACUGAUAUUGGAGUCAGAACAGAUGUUGUUAAAGUAGCCGUGGAAGAUUUGGCUAUCAACCUUGGCUGGAUGGAUGGUCUAAAAGAAGCAUUUGAAGAAAACGAAGCUUCAAGCCAGACAAUUAAGAGUUCAACAACAAUUCCUUCUACCCGCUCUGCAAUCUCUAUUAACAAUGAUGCCAUAGUGGCUACUGGAAAUAUGGCAAUUAUUGGCACUAGUUGAGGUCUCUGUAUCGGCUUGCCUUUGCAAAUUGUCGAACUUUCGUUAUGUUCUGGCAGUCGGAGUGUUUGGGUCGACAAGUCUUUGAAGACGUUUUGAAAACUUUGAACUGCAAAGUUCAUCUCUUGUACCAAAACCUCUGUUUUGGUUGAUUUCGUCAUGGUUUUCAUUGUCAUUGCUAGUUCUUUUAAGACGUUUGAAGAACAUGAGCUUAGUUUCAUGCAGACUUCUUGCAGAUGCUUCUUUAUUGACUCUGGUGCCUGUAGAACAUAAAGUGGUACACUUAAAUUGUAUAAUGCUCUAGGUUUUGUUGGCCAUGAAUGCAAAGGGAUUUGUAGGGACAAUUUUUGUUCUUUAUUAUUGUAAACUUAAUAGUCAAAGCUAAACUCUAGAAAAAGAGUAGUAUUU
Molecule: messenger RNA, 1503 nt
Organism: Erigeron canadensis
Lineage: Eukaryota; Viridiplantae; Streptophyta; Magnoliopsida; Asterales; Asteraceae
Product: protein LEAD-SENSITIVE 1
Exons: 4
Coding region: 214-1098 (294 amino acids)
Source: RefSeq, a predicted model, not a curated record